GCGCGCGAUCGCUGACAGUCGGGAUCCGGUGACACCGCCGCCUUAGCAGCCGCCGCACUUGUUGCUCAGGACUUGCCCUCACCGUCUUUGCCCCGCGCUGCCCCGAGUGUGCCCUCCCGUGGGUCCAGGAGUGGAUGGUUUAAAACACGACAUUAGACACGCGGGGACGGGGACAGGGCGACGGCAUGACGGACACGGCGACGGCCAACGGGGACGACAGGGACCCCGAGAUCGAGCUCUUCGUGAAGGCGGGCACUGACGGGGAAAGCAUCGGCAACUGUCCCUUCUCCCAGCGCCUCUUCAUGAUCCUCUGGCUGAAAGGCGUUGUGUUCAAUGUCACCACUGUGGAUCUGAAAAGAAAGCCAGCCGACCUGCACAACCUUGCCCCUGGCACCCACCCACCCUUCCUGACCUUCAACGGGGAAGUGAAGACAGAUGUCAACAAGAUCGAGGAGUUCCUGGAGGAGACCUUGACCCCCGAAAGGUAUCCCAAACUGGCCGCGAAACACCGGGAGUCCAACACUGCGGGCAUCGACAUCUUCUCCAAGUUCUCUGCCUACAUCAAAAACACCAAGCAGCAGAACAAUGCGGCCCUGGAGCGGGGCCUGACUAAGGCCCUGAGGAAGCUGGAUGACUACCUGAGCACUCCGCUGCCUGAGGAGAUCGACACCAACACAUGCGGGGGUGAUAACAAGGGGUCCCGGCGCAAGUUCCUGGACGGGGAUGAGCUGACCCUGGCAGACUGCAACCUGCUGCCCAAGCUCCAUGUGGUCAAGAUCGUGGCCAAGAAAUACCGCAACUAUGACUUUCCUGCUGAGAUGACAGGCCUGUGGCGAUACCUCAAGAAUGCCUACGCCCGGGACGAGUUCACCAAUACCUGCGCAGCUGACUGUGAGAUUGAGCUGGCCUACGCUGACGUCGCCAAGCGCCUCAGCAGGCCCUGAGCACAGCCACCACCCACCUGCUGCAGAGGACUCCGCUUCUUCCACAAGACUCUGGCUUCACAGGCUUCACAGACUCUGCUUCCUCACUGACUGGGGAACCUUUUUGUCAGGCCACUCUUGCUGGUUCCCCAGAACUGCAGCCUGCUAGCUUUGAAGGUCAGUGCAUCCUCUGUCUGGACAUGUGUGAAGCUGGCAAGCAGGGGGAGAGAAACAGACGCCUCUGUACCUGCCAGCAGAGUCUGGGUUAGUGGAUUUGGGGUCAGUCUGGGGAGCCACCUACGUGUGGUUUCAGUCUUUUCUGCCAGUGUCCUAAUGUCUCUCAGAUGCUUUAGCAAAUGUGAGACCAGCUUCUCCAUGUCGAACCUGCAAGGCCAAGGACCCACACUGCUCUAGUUAGAAUGAGUCUUCACCUUGCUAGGGGACACACAGGGGCUGGGAGGACCGAGCUGGUGUGGCUCUGGGCAUCUGGCAGACAUACUCGCUGUCAGUUGCUCACUCCAGCAGACGCUCCAAGACCAGACUGCAAACUCCCUCCAGACACACUGGCAAUUCUCAACCUUGGCUGACCUUGGCUUUCGCCUGUCUAGGCAUGGCCAGGAAGGAAGCUGGUGUGCAAUUCCAACCUGGGGUGACUGGGAUGGGGAGGGUGGGGGAGCACUGUUGGUGCCAAAAGGCCCCAGGGGUCUACAGCCAUGGGUUUGCAUGCUUAGGAGAGGUUGCAUGGUGAGAUUGCUCACCCGGUCUGUGAGGAAAUGGUAGGGUACAGGAGGGGGGAUGGGUGAAGACCAAAAGGCUCUGAGGCUCGGUGCCCCCUGGUCAAUGUCAGACUGACUCCUCUCUCACAAUAUAAGCCUUGGACUGCUGAUGUCAUUAAAUACCAACUGCAUAGCGAACACCCUAGGUCUGGCCAAAAUGUCUUUCUGGUCUCUCUGAGCUGCACCUGGCCACGAAUCUGCUGGCUGGGGCUCCCUGGGGUUUCUUGGUGGCCCGGAACAGGUGGAAGCACAUGGAGGAGUUGGAAUAAUGGUGGGAUGUCUCCCGAUCCGGAAACCAUGUGUUUUAAACUGGAAAAAGAAAACAGGUACCCAUCUGGGUUAACUUUCCAACUGCUAGAUGCAAAAGGGCAAUAACGUUCCUGCUGAUUGUCCCCCUGAGUCCUUUCCCCUGCCUGUUACCUCCUGGCAUACACUGGACACCUGCAGGGAGGACAUGGAGAGAAAUAGACUAAACCUCUGCUCCUCUUCGGGAACUUCACAAUGAAACAUACCCCCGUGGCCAUACAUGCAGCAACUCUCCCCUCUGUACUCCAGGAGGAGGCCACGGAUCCUCCUGCCCUAAGGGAAAGCCCACUGCUGGGGAGAACAGCAUGACCAGUUCCUUAACACAGAAACACCAGUGAAUCCUAACCCACACACUCAUCCAACCCCCCAACUGUGGGAUCUCCCAAGAUGCAACCAAGGGCAGGAAGUGAGGGCUCUCUUCCUGCUCACCUAUGAGGAAGAGGAUGCAGUCAGCAGGACAUCACAUGAGUCCAUUCCUGUUCCCCACCAAAGGACCUUUCUGCACCCCUGGUGAUAUCUGAGAGGAGACAGGCGGAAGCUGACCUGUGCACUGUAGGGAGAAGCCCCACACCAGCCUCGGGGAUGAGGAAUCAAAGACCCUGAAGGCCUUCUAAGUAGAGUAAACUCCUAGCAUCCUCAGUGCCUCCUCUGAACCCACAAUGUGAUGAGAUGACUUCCAAGUCGUGGGCCAGGUCCUGGGGACCAACCUGAUGCUUGGAGCCUAUAAAGUCUAAAAGCAAAUCAAGUCAGUGCUGUCCCUGGGCACUCACUCCUCAUUGGGUAGAGUUAGCUCACAUAACUAACAGUGUUAGGAAAGGCAGCAGGUAUUACAGAUUUAUUAUAAUCUUUCUAAAGGCAGGAGGAGUUAUGGAGGGAGGCUCUUCUGGGUAUUUAAUUCAGAAAUACCUUUUCAUUUCAGCUGUAGUUUAUCAAAUAAUACAACUAACCAGCUACUCAUUAGAGUUAUGAUGUUUUAUGGCCAGACUCAUCACUGUAUAUGAAAUAACAAUGAUGUUAGUAGUAUUGCCUUCUAACUUUUUUUUUUAUAAGAGAUUUUUGACCAAAUCUUCCAGCCUCUCUGGGCAUUGGCCUUAACCUUGCAGAGUGGCAUCCUCUUUGUGGUGAGGCUGUACGCCCCAAGGAUUGCUUGGGUGUAUUGAUCGCUUUGCACCCAGACCCUGCAGCUCAGAAUCUUGGGUGGAGAAGGUCUAGGUAAUUGGUCCCCAAUGGAUCCUGGUUCCUGAGAACACACAUUUGAUAGCACAGAAAGGAGGUUAUUUGUGUUAAGAUCCUAUUUUAUUUUGUAUUUGUCUCUCCUUUGACUUUCACACCACCAUUUUUUGUGGGUUUGUUAGCAGAAGGCAGGGGCAGAAAACUAGAAUGAAAGUCAGCAUUACAGAGGUGAAUUUAUCCCUGCUCAGGACUGCCUAUCUCUGUGUGUGGCCAAGAGAAGUAUUGGAUUCAGUUAUAACACCUCAGCAAGAUGAGCUGCAUAAAGAUAACCCAGAGCACAGUUUCUUUAUCUCCUGACAAAGGAAGCCAAGUGCCAGGCGAAUUUGGAAUCACAGACAGGAGUACAAAUCACUUCUGGCUGCCUGGCAGCAGGCAGAUCAACAAAAAGGGGGGCGAUGUGGCCAGCUUGCUUAGCCACACAAUCCCAAGCAAGUUCAGCUUCCCAGUAAAUGGCACCUUCUCAGGGUUCCUUCGUCAAGCAGCUGGUGCCACAGAGGAGCUUGGUCUUCACAACACAAAGCCAACACCAGAAGUCUCUGCCAGCACUUCUCAGAUGAAACAAUGGAACUAUUCACCGCAACUGUGUUACUUGAUGGUCACUCUACAGUCAGACAAUAUCAAGUGUCUUAGGAUGGUCACAAGAAGGAACAGACAGAUCUGGAUGGUCUAAGAGCCCCAGGAGUCAGCAAACCUAAUCACAGAAUUGGGAAGGAGGCAGAGACAGGAAGGUCUCUCUGGUGAGAGCUUACCAUCACUGUGACACUCUGUGUUUAGAAGCAACAAGAUGCUGGUGUUGUUCCUUGGGAACUCACGGUUAAAACUAAGCUCAGUGAUUCUCAAGGGGUCAUUAUGUUCCUUAUGACAUUAAGAAGAAUAUUAAGAAAGCAUUAGAGAAAGGAGCGUAAGCGUGAAUACCCAGUCGAUUCUGAUGUCUGCCAAACACGAGUGAUGUUCUCACUGGCCAUCCAGCCCCUCUGCGCCCAGGCCCGGCCCCGUGUCUGCCACUGUCCACCAUUCAGAGCACACAAUGCUGUGCCCUCGUGAACACAACUCUUCUCCCUUCACUCCUAUCCUUCUCCAGCCUAGCUAUGGAUACCAAGUCUCGUAAUCAGAUGUGAUUCAAACCUUAUUUAAUGUUCUUUAACGAAACAGAUCCGACUCCCUCUGCUAACCAAAAAUAAAUAAAACAUCGCCUCUAUGUAAGGUUGGGGCUAAUCUGUAGUUCUAUGAAUGCAAUCUAGUUUUUGGCAAAACACAGUUUCAAGGAUCCAGUAGUCUAAGGCAUUUUAUAUGUAGUUAGAGAUUUCACAAUGUUAACUAUGCAUAUAUUUAAAAUAUAAAAUACCCAGCUGUUGUCUGAAUUUGUCUUUUUUUUCUCCUGGCCCCUUAGUUGUAUCAUUUUCUAAGCUGGGGUGUUAACUAAUUUAGUAAAAGAUGCCUAGGUUUUAUAAGUGAACAAGCAUUCAUUUAAUAAAGACACUCUGAAUGAUGAUUACUUGAUUUUCCCGAGACCUUUAACUGUGGUGAUAAAAUAACAGGCCUUGCUUUCAAGCCUUAAUAAAUGUAAAAUGGCUUUUAAUGAAGAUAGGGCUGAGUGUUUUCCUCAUGACGCUGGAGCAAUUAUGAAUUUGUUUCCUGGUCUUGAUUGGAAUGGACUGAUUUCAAAUAAAACUGGUUUAUUUUCAAAUAUUACAAACAUGA
Chinchilla lanigera (long-tailed chinchilla) is the source of this 4939-nucleotide messenger RNA. It is a transcript of the gene Clic5, whose product is annotated as chloride intracellular channel 5. The transcript has 6 exons. NCBI's taxonomy places the organism in Eukaryota, Metazoa, Chordata, Mammalia, Rodentia, Chinchillidae. The record is from RefSeq and is a predicted model, not a curated record. Bases 186 to 944 code for a protein of 252 amino acids.